Lobosporangium transversale is the source of this 177-nucleotide messenger RNA. Its product is annotated as homeobox domain-containing protein. Gene Ontology annotation, molecular function: RNA polymerase II cis-regulatory region sequence-specific DNA binding; DNA-binding transcription factor activity, RNA polymerase II-specific. The transcript has a single exon. Gene Ontology annotation, biological process: regulation of transcription by RNA polymerase II; cell differentiation. The record is from RefSeq and is a predicted model, not a curated record. NCBI's taxonomy places the organism in Eukaryota, Fungi, Mortierellomycota, Mortierellomycetes, Mortierellales, Mortierellaceae. The annotation marks the transcript as partial.
AAUCGUGACCAUAGUCGUCGUCGACGUCUGACUAUAGAUGAGACAGAAUACUUGCUUGAUCAGUUCUAUCUUAACGAAAAACCUACGACCAAAGACCGUCAAAAGAUUGCAGAUCACCUUAAACUUGAUCAGCGGACCAUUCAAGUGUGGUUCCAAAACCGGCGUGCUAAACUUAAA